UUGCUCUUAUAUUUGUAUUUUGCAUAUAUUUGACUUUUUCUUUUCUACUUUAGUUUUGUAAAAACGUUUCUCAUCAUAGUUUUCAUAAUUUUACUUAUCAUUAACCCUAAUGUUAUGAUGUAGUUUCACAUUGUUAAAAUGUGAAGACUGGAGAACUUUGUUCUUUUGUGUUAACACUUACAACCCUUGUAUCUUAUCUAGCUAUAUAUCCUCUUUUCCCUCCCCUACUUCCCCUUUUCCUUCCUAUCUACUCUAGAUGCUAUGGUUGUUAGAGGCAGGGAUGAGGUUUGGUUUUUGUUUGUAUCCCCUGUAUCUGGCGCAGUGAAUGAAAUAUAGUAAGUAGGUACUCAGUAAAGGUAUUAUGUAGAACUCUUUUCCUCCCUGGCUGCCUGAAGACCAACCUUCAUCAUGAAUGAUACAGUAACCAUCUGGACCAGGAAGUUCAUGACCAACAGACUACUUCAGCGGAAGCAAAUGGUCAUUGAUGUCCAUCACCCUGGGAAGGCAACAGUACCCAAGACAGAAAUCCGGGAAAAACUAGCCAAAAUGUAUAAGACCACACCUGAUGUCAACUUUGUGUUUGGAUUCAGAACCCACUUUGGUGGUGGCAAGAUCACUGGCUUUGGCAUGAUUUAUGAUUCCUUGGAUUACGCAAAGAAAAACGAAUCCAAACACAGACUUGUAAGACAUGGCCUAUAUGAGAAGAAGAAGACCUCAAGAAAACAGAGAAAGGAACGCAAGAUCAGAAUGAAGAAAGUCAGAGGGACUGCAAAGGCCAACGUUGGUGCUGGCAAAAAGAAGGAGUAAAGAUUCUUCAGUGACUAUCUGUGACGGUUGUGCAGAUUUUCAUGAGAGGAUUAAUAAACUAUAAACUUUAAAAAAUAAAAAUAAAAAUAAUAAAAUAAAUAAAAAAUAAAGGUAUUAUGUAGAAUGAACCACCAGGUAGUUUGCAGUGUAUUGUAAUGUGCCUGUUGGUACACAUUGUGUGUCUGUGUAUGUAUAUAGUUCUGAGUGCUUUUAGUAAUUUCUUUCAAUAAGAAGACUACUUUCAUGUGUAAAUGUGUGUAGAGAUAGCAUUAUAAUGUAUUAAAGUUAAAAAUGAGAGUC
Molecule: messenger RNA, 1107 nt
Organism: Myotis myotis
Lineage: Eukaryota; Metazoa; Chordata; Mammalia; Chiroptera; Vespertilionidae
Product: 40S ribosomal protein S24-like
Exons: 2
Coding region: 409-807 (132 amino acids)
Biological process (GO): translation
Cellular component (GO): ribosome
Molecular function (GO): structural constituent of ribosome
Source: RefSeq, a predicted model, not a curated record